UGCAUGAUUGAUUGAAUAUGAUCGUCAUUAGGUACUCGUCUCGUCCCACCCCCAUCUUACUUGCACAUGUGAAACUGAAACUGAAACGAACCCACCCAAACAAAAAAAAACUACUCAACCAGCCCAACCGAACAAUCGUCCCUUCCGCCCGUCGACCCGCCUUGCCGCUUUUUUUCUCUUUCUCCACGAUUAGGGAUUCUCGGCAGUACAUACAUCAAGGGUAGAGUAGUGUAGAUACGAUCGAAAUCGGGCCAUUCAUUCGUUUCGUUUCAGUCCCGGGUUAGUUGUGGGUCGCAAGUUUGUCGAUCGAUUUGUUCUUUUUUUUUGUGUUUGUUUGUUUGUAUGAUAGGUAUUCUCCCCAGUGCCGGUGUUUGUUUGUACCUAGUGGUGGUUUGCAAGUGCAAUUUAGGCGUGGAGGUGGAGGGGGGGGGGUGUAGGGUUGCGAGCGAGCGAUCGAGGAAAAGGAUGGAUUAUGAGUGGGUUGCCUGCCGAGAUGCGAUGUCAAGAUGGCGUGCAUAUCGCUUGGUAACUAGGGGGGGUGGUCCCGGAACAAUACGGCGCGGAUGGUGUGUGGCGUCCCCUUCCUUGGUGAUGAAUCAUGGAUGAUUGGAGUCGAGUCUCGCUUUGCGCGGAGAGGUGGUAAUGCUUAUCCGGUGCGGUGGCCUAUGGACGGAGGGACGAGACAAGGAACGAGCGGUGAGAAAGAGAGACAGGAACGGAGGAAGGGAGGAGGGUGGGGGGGAGGGAGGGGGAGUAGCGAAUGACAGUGGUAGAUAUCGGCUCCUGUCCGGUCUCGCGUGGCAAUGGGGGUUUAUGCG
Molecule: messenger RNA, 818 nt
Organism: Tricharina praecox
Lineage: Eukaryota; Fungi; Ascomycota; Pezizomycetes; Pezizales; Pyronemataceae
Exons: 1
Coding region: 343-606 (87 amino acids)
Source: RefSeq, a predicted model, not a curated record